AUGGACUUAUUUGUAAUGGUAGUAGGAGCAUCAGGGAUUGGCGACGGUGGUGAGAAUAAAUACAACUACAAGGUGAUAGCUUGGACAAACGAAGAUGAUCCACGCCAAACAAAGAUUGUGACAACUAACGGGGAUCCUGAUUUUCGUGAGGUUUUGCAUCUUCCUCAACGCAGGGCUGCAUCCUUCCUCAACGCAGAGUUGUUCAGUGUAAAUGCAACUGACACAGACCGAUUUUUCAUUGGGAGAGCAAACACAGCAUUGCCAAUGAAAACAAAUGCUACUGUCAACCGUAAGGUCAAACUUGAGAAUUUGGACACCAGUGGAAAUAUCGUUACUGUUGGUUAUCUCGAAAUAUAUAUGGGCCUCGAGACUGGAACAAUCAUUGACAACAAAAUAUGCCACCCAAAGAACAAUGAUUUCUACCUCUAUGCGGACGCUGGAAUGAUUGGAACUACUAGUGUUAAUCGAUUCCUGGUGGAUGAUGUCAUUAUAAUCGAUUCUCUUUGUUUUUAUAAACUUGAUUAUGAAGUUUGGCUUCCUAAGUCUGUUUAUGUUCUUGGAGAAGAUCGGUUAUAUGUUAAGCUAAUGCUUUAA
Camelina sativa (false flax) is the source of this 594-nucleotide messenger RNA. RefSeq lists its product as uncharacterized. The record is from RefSeq and is a predicted model, not a curated record. Lineage: Eukaryota; Viridiplantae; Streptophyta; Magnoliopsida; Brassicales; Brassicaceae.